CCCCCCCCCCCCAUCCUCUCCUCUCCUCCAUCUCCCGUUCCCUGGAGUCGAUCCAGCAAUCAUGUCUGAAUUCGACAAAGAGCUCGAGAUGGCGGAGGCUGAUGCUCGGCCGCAUGUGCCCCAUUCGACUAAAGAAGACACCCACCGGAAUUCGUCUGACGACCUCGUCCGGCCGACCUCGUCCGGCUCAGCCUCGUCGGGUUCGAGCAGCUCCGUCGACUAUAACCCUCAGAUGCACCGUCUCCAAUCGCGAAAUACCGAAGUUGAUCUCGAGCGCCUGCGCACGGGCACCUCGCAUGCCCUCAGUCGCAUUGAAACCCAGCGCCUGCAGCACGCCUUGACUGUAGGGGAAAGUGUCAAGUCGCGACCAUCCAAAGGCCCGUUGCCAGCCUUUGGCGCGGGCAAACCCUAUCCGCCGCCUCUCCCCGCCCGCGAAGACUAUGUCGUCGAGUUCGACGGGCCUGCCGACCCCUUAUACCCCCAGAAUUGGCCUUGGAAGCGCAAAAUCUACAUUAGUGCCAUCCUCGCGUUCACCAGUAUUUGUUCCACUUUUGACUCGGCCGUCUUCAGCGGCUCCUCCUCGAAUGUCGCCAAACACUUCCAUGUGGGUCUGGAAGUAGCAACGCUGUCCAGCUCGCUCUAUAUUGUCGGGUAUGCAUCGGGUCCGCUGAUCUGGGCGCCCUUGUCCGAAUUGAAGGGGCGGAAACUGCCGAUUGUCCUUGCGAUGUUAGGGUUUGGGAUUUUCAAUACCGCCGUCGCCGUCGCCAAGGAUCUCCAAACGCUGAUGAUCUGUCGCUUCUUCUGCGGCAUCUUCGGCAGUUCCCCAUUGGCGGUCGUCGCCGCCAUCUUCUCCGAUAUGUAUGAUAACCGCACGCGCGGGGUGGCCAUCGCCAUGUUCUCCGGCACCGUCUUCCUGGGUCCCCUGCUGGCCCCCUUUAUCUCUGGGUUUAUCAACGCCUCGUAUCUGGGCUGGCGCUGGACCGCCUAUAUUCCGGCCUUCAUGGGUUAUGCGGCCUUUGUGAUGAACCUCUUCUUCUUGCGAGAAUCCUAUCCCCCCGUCAUCCUCAUCGCCAAGGCCUCCGAGCUGCGCCGGCGCACCAAGAACUGGGGGAUCCACGCCAAGCAAGAGGAAAUCGAGGUCGACCUGCGCGAGCUGGUGGUCAACAACUUCUCCCGCCCGCUGCGGCUGCUCAUAAACGAGCCCUUGAUCCUGGCCGUGACCAUCUAUCUCAGCUUCAUCUACGGCCUACUGUACUGCUUCCUCACGGCGUAUACUCUGGUCUUCCAGGGGGUCUACAUGAUGCCAGCCGGGGUCAGCGGGCUGCCGCUCUUCGGCAUGGUGGUGGGUCUCUUCAUCGCGGCUGCGUAUAUCAUCUAUAGCUCGCGGGGCUACAACCGGAAGCUGGAAGCCAACGGCGGCGUCCCGGUGCCCGAAUGGCGGCUGCCCCCCGUCAUGGUGGGCGGCGCGCUCUUCGCGGCGGGGCUGUUUUGGUUUGGCUGGGCCGGGUAUACGGGGAAAGUCCACUGGAUUGUGCCCACGCUGAGCGGACUGUUCACGGGCUUCGGGCUGCUGAUCAUCUUCAUUCAAUUGUUCAACUAUCUGAUCGACACCUACCUCAUGUUCGCCGCCUCGGCCAUCGCCGCCAACACCUUCUGUCGGUCCAUGGUGGCCGCCAGUUUCCCCCUCUUCUCGCGCCAGAUGUUCGACAACAUGGGCAUCGAGUGGGCCUCAACCCUGCUGGGCUGUCUGGCGGCCAUUCUUGUGCCCAUCCCCGUGGGCUUCUACUUCUUCGGCCGCCGGCUACGGAUGAAGAGCAAGUUCGCCCCCUUCUACGAGAAGGCGCAGGAGUCGCAUGCGCCGGACGAGGAUGACUACGUUCCCGAGGCGCCGGAGAAUGGUUCUGCGGGACAUUAG
Molecule: messenger RNA, 1915 nt
Organism: Aspergillus saccharolyticus JOP 1030-1
Lineage: Eukaryota; Fungi; Ascomycota; Eurotiomycetes; Eurotiales; Aspergillaceae
Product: MFS transporter
Exons: 3
Coding region: 62-1915 (617 amino acids)
Biological process (GO): transmembrane transport
Molecular function (GO): transmembrane transporter activity
Source: RefSeq, a predicted model, not a curated record